CCUCCUCCUUCUCUCUCCUCCUCUCCUCAUCUUCCUUGUCUUCACCUCAUCUUCUUCCUCUCCCGCCUCCCGCUCCUCCCCUUACCUUCCGCCUUUCAACACGGCCUGCACCCUUACACCUCACCACCAUGGAGGCCGUUCACGACAGUCCCCCUCCCUACGCCACCGAUGGCAUUGACGAGAAGAAGGAGGAUAUCAGCCAGGUGGAGCAGAACCUCAAGCCGGGCCUGGAGGAGUCCGACGCUUUCGGUAAUGAGGAGUUUGCGGAAAUCAAGUACAAGACCUUGAAGUGGUGGCAAUGUGGACUGCUCAUGAUUUGCGAGUCUGUCUCGCUGGGUGUGCUCUCGCUACCCGCCGCCGUUGCAACCCUGGGUUUCGUCCCGGCCAUCAUCCUCAUCGUUGGUCUCGGAAUUCUCGCGACCUACACCGGUUACAACAUUGGAUUGUUCAGAGAACGCUACCCCCACAUUCAGAACCUCGCCGAUGCGGGAGAAAUCCUGAUGGGCCCUUUUGGCCGUGAACUCUUCGGCCUGGGCCAGUUCCUCUUCUGCAUCUUCGUCAUGGGCAGCCACCUCCUGACCUUCCGUGUCAUGAUGAACACCAUCACCGAACAUGGCACCUGCUCCAUCGUCUUCAGUGUGAUCGGCAUGGUCAUUUCCAUGGUCCUCUCCAUUCCCCGUACCAUGAAGGGCAUGACCUGGAUUUCCUUUGCCUCUUUCCUCAGUAUCUUCAGUGCUGUGAUGAUUACCAUGAUCGGUGUGGGUGUGGAGAAGCACCCCGGUCGCAUCAUCGAGGCCACUGUCGACACCAACCUCUACACGGCCUUCACCGCCGUCUCCAACAUUGUCUUCGCCUACUGUGCGCACGUCGCUUUCUUCGGUCUUAUCGCCGAGAUGGAGCAGCCCAAGGACUUCAAGAAGUCGCUGUUCAUGCUGCAGACCUUUGAAAUCAGUCUGUACGUGACUGCUGCCUGCGUCAUCUACUACUACGUCGGCAAGGAUGUGCAAUCUCCCGCUCUCAGCUCUGCUGGUCCUCUUCUGAAGAAGAUUGCCUAUGGAAUUGCCAUUCCCACCAUUGUCGGUGCCGGUGUCGUUAAUGGUCACAUUGGCUUGAAGUACAUCUACUUCCGCACUUGCUCCAAGUCGGGUCUCAUCCACAGCCGUAGCCGCCGCUCGGUCCUUGUCUGGAUCGCCUUGGGCUUGGCCUGCUGGCUGGUUGCCUGGAUUAUCGCCGAGGCCAUCCCUGUCUUCAGCGACCUCAACUCUCUGAUUAGCGCUCUCUUCGCUAGUUGGUUCAGUUAUGGUCUCAGUGGUAUCUACUGGCUCCACCUUAACUACGGCCAGUGGUUUGCCAGCCCCCGCAAGAUCGCCCUGACCGUGCUGAAUGCCGGUAUCGCCGUGUUCGGUUUGGUGCUGUGUGUCCUGGGUCUCUAUGCCUCGGGAACAGCCAUCCACAACGAUGCCAACAGCAACAGUUUCACCUGUGCCAACACGGACAGCUGAAUGUGCAUCUAUAUAUAUAGACUUUACAUCAUUAAUGGCGUUUAUGAGCGAAUUCUUUUGCCGCGUGUCUGGGACCGCGGCAGAUGACGGCGUGACGGGUUUAUUUGCAUGACGGACUAGCUAAUGAUUUAUUCAUGAGUACAUAAUAUGUUAUCAUCUAUCUUCCUAU
Molecule: messenger RNA, 1671 nt
Organism: Aspergillus piperis CBS 112811
Lineage: Eukaryota; Fungi; Ascomycota; Eurotiomycetes; Eurotiales; Aspergillaceae
Product: neutral amino acid permease
Exons: 7
Coding region: 129-1502 (457 amino acids)
Biological process (GO): amino acid transmembrane transport
Cellular component (GO): vacuolar membrane
Molecular function (GO): amino acid transmembrane transporter activity
Source: RefSeq, a predicted model, not a curated record